Plectropomus leopardus (leopard coralgrouper) is the source of this 690-nucleotide messenger RNA. NCBI's taxonomy places the organism in Eukaryota, Metazoa, Chordata, Actinopteri, Perciformes, Serranidae. The record is from RefSeq and is a predicted model, not a curated record.
CAUCCACCAACAUAUUGAUCACAUCAGGCAAGAGGAUCCAGUUGAACAGCGAUGAAUUACUCUAUAAAUGAAAGCCAAUAUGACACUGACUAUGAAGAUGAAAUCUGCGAAAAAGGCGAGGUGGUCAAAUUUGGAUCCAUUGUCAUUCCUAUGUUCUUCUCCAUUGUGAUCAUACUGAGUCUCACAGGAAACAUCCUCGUCCUUGUCAUCCUGGCUUUGUUCGAAAACCUCAAGUCUCUCACCAACAUUUUCAUCCUAAACCUGGCCAUCUCUGACCUCGUCUUCACCAUCGGCCUCCCCUUCUGGGGAAUUUACCACAUCUGGGGAUGGUUGUUCUCAGAGGCGCUCUGCAAAAUAGUGACUUUUGUCUUCUUCACUGGGUUUUACAGCAGCGUCCUCUUCCUGACCAUCAUGACCGUCUACAGGUAUCUGGCUGUGGUUCACCCUCUGUCUGACCUGAGCACACCGAAACUCAGCACUGGAAUUUAUGUGUCUUUCCUGCUGUGGAUAAUCAGCAUUGGAGCAGCCAUGCCCUCCCUCCUCCACAUCUCCCUCGUCUCCAUCCCCCACAAAGGUACGCACUCCCUGGGCUGCGAAUAUGAUGCUAUCCUGUGGAAAAACAUUAGUAUCUUCCAACAGAAUAGCUUCUUUUUGGUCGCUUUUGUAGUGAUGGCUUUCUGCUACAUUCGA